AUGGUGAUAAGCUGGCUUCUUAACUCUCUUCACAAGGAAAUCGCAGAGAGCGUUCUAUUUCUCCCAACUGCGAAAGAAAUUUGGUCUGAGUUACAUCAGAGAUGUUUAGUUGCUUUGGCUGUAAAAAGAGGGUGGGAUAUUCAUCAAUUUGAUCAAGCAUCUCGACAAUGGUAUGAUAAAUUGUCUAAAACUCUUAUCACAAAAGGAUAUUCCAGAUCAGCUAAUGGUUAUUCAUUAUUCAUCAAGAAAUCUUCUACUUCAAUGGUUAUUAUUGCUAUAUAUGUUGAUGAUCUUCUUGUAACUGGAAAUGAUCCAACAGAAAUUUUGAACAUCAAAAACUCUUUGCAUGACCAAUUCAAAAUAAAGGAUUUGGGACAAAUACAUUACUUCCUUGGAUUGGAAUUCAACAAGAUUGAUACGGGAUACAUUGUUCAUCAACAAAAGUUUAUCAAAGAUCUUUUACAGACUUAUUCAAUCAUGGAUCUGCCCACUACAACUAUGCCUUUGCCAGCAAAGCUCCAAUUGGUUCAUAAAAUGGAGAAUCCUUUAGUAGAUCCUACACUCUACAGGCAAUUAAUUGGAAAAUUGAACUUCCUAAUGCAUACCAGACCCGAUUUGGCUUUCUCAAUUCAACAUUUGAGUCAAUUUAAUCAAACACCAUCUCAAUCUCAUUAUGAUGCAACUAUUCAUGUAUUACAAUACUUGAAGGGGACAAUUUCUCAAGGUUUGCAUUUCAAUAACAAUUCAUCUAUCAAGCUCGAAGCUUUUUGUGAUUCAGAUUGGGCUGCAUGUCCCAUUACACGAAGAUCAGUCAGUGGCUUCUUUAUACUUUUUGGUGGUACUCCUAUUUCUUGGAAAUCAAAGAAGCAACUUACUGUGUCACUUUCUUCAUCUGAAGCAGAGUACAGAUCAAUGCGUAGAGUUUGUACUGAAUUAGCAUGGAUCAGUCGAUUAUUUGAGGAACUUCAAGUAGAAAAUUUGACACCCAUUCCAUUAAAAUGUGACAAUCUUUCUGCAAUUUACAUUGCAACCAAUCCUGUCUUCCAUGAACGUACCAAGCAUAUUGAGAUAGAUUGUCAUUAUGUUCGAGAGAAGUUACAGGAUAGCUUAAUCAGUUUAUCUCACAUUAAUACCAAAGAUCAAUUAGCAGAUGUAUUCACGAAGAAUUUAAGUGGUAUUAAUCAUAAAGAUGCAGUUUCCAAGCUUGGUUUCUCCUCAUAUCCACCAGCUUGA
Molecule: messenger RNA, 1233 nt
Organism: Lactuca sativa (garden lettuce)
Lineage: Eukaryota; Viridiplantae; Streptophyta; Magnoliopsida; Asterales; Asteraceae
Source: RefSeq, a predicted model, not a curated record